Cololabis saira (Pacific saury) is the source of this 3766-nucleotide messenger RNA. RefSeq names its product tripartite motif-containing protein 16-like. The transcript has a single exon. The record is from RefSeq and is a predicted model, not a curated record. Gene Ontology annotation, molecular function: zinc ion binding; protein binding. NCBI's taxonomy places the organism in Eukaryota, Metazoa, Chordata, Actinopteri, Beloniformes, Belonidae. The coding region runs from base 24 to 1808 and encodes 594 amino acids.
CAAGGCCAUUAUCAAGAGGUGAAAUGGCGCAGCAAGGAAACCAGCUGGACUCUGUCAAGUUCUCUUGUUCGAUCUGUCUGGAUCUACUGAAGGAUCCGGUGACGAUUCCCUGUGGACACAACUACUGCAUGGACUGUAUUAAAACAUGCUGGGAUGAGGAGGAUCACAGAGGAGUCCACAGCUGUCCUCUGUGCAGAGAGACCUUCACAUUGAGACCCGUCCUGGUGAGAAACAGCAUGUUAGCAGAGUUAGUGGAGGAUCUGAAGAAGACUGGACUCCAAGCUGCUCCAGUUGAUUACUGCUAUGCUGGACCUGAAGAUGUGACCUGUGAUCUCUGCACUGGGAGGAAGGUGAAAGCUGUCCAGUCCUGUCUGGUCUGUUUAGUUUCUUAUUGUGAGAAACAUCUCCAACCUCACUAUGAUGUAGCGCAGCUGAAGAAACACAAGCUGGUGGACCCCUCCAACAAGCUCCAGGAGAACAUCUGCUCUCGUCACGAUGAGGUGAUGAAGAUCUUCUGUCGUACUGAUCAGCAGAGUAUCUGUUAUCUGUGUACAAUGGAUGAACAUAAAGGUCAUGAAACAGUUGCAGCUGCAGCAGAAAGAUGUGAGAAGCAGAAGGAGCUGGAGGUGAGUCGACAACAAAUCCAGCAGAGAAUCCAGGACCGAGAGAAAGACAUAGAGAUGCUUCAGCAGGAGGUGGAGGACAUCAAUGUCUCUGCUGAUAAAGCAGUGGAGGACAGUGAGAAGACCUUCGACGAGGUUAAACGUCUCCUCCAGAAAAGAAACUCUGAUGUGAAGCAGCAGGUCAGGUCCCAGCAGGAACAUGAAGUGAGUCGAGUCAAAGAUCUUCAGGAGAAACUGCAGCAGGAGAUCACUGACCUGAAGAGGAGAGAAGCUGAGCUGGAGAAGCUCUCACACACAGAAGACCACAACCAGUUCCUCCACAACUACCCCUCACCGUCACCCCUCAGUGGCUCCACACACUCAUCCAGCAUCCAGAUUCGUCCUCUGAGAUACUUUGAGGAUGUGACAGCAGCUGUGUCAGAGACCAGAGAUAAACUACAGGACCUUCUGAGAGAGACGUGGACAAACAUCUCACUGUCAGUGGCUGAAGUAGAUGUUUUACUGUCGGAACCAAAACCAAAGACCAGAGAUAAACUGCAGGACCUUCUAGGAGCGAAAGUGACAACAACCCCACUGUCAGUGGCUGAAGUAGAUGUUUCAGUGUCAUCAGGAGAGCCAGACGCUAGAGCUGGAUUUUUAAAAUAUUCUCGCAAAAUCAAUCUGGAUCCAAACACAGCAAACCCAUACCUGCAAUUAUCAGAGGGGAACACGAGAGCAACGAUGAUGAGAGAGAAGGAAUAUUAUCCCAUUCACCAAGACAGAUUCACUAGACGGUGGCAGGUCCUGAGUAGACAGAGACUUAAUGCCCGUUGUUACUGGGAGGUGGAGUGGAGUGGAGGAGGAGGAGGAGGAAUUGAAGUAGCAGUUGCAUAUGACGACAUCAGCAGAGCAGGAAACUCAGAUGACUGCGUGUUUGGAUUAAAUGACAUGUCUUGGACUUUAAUCUGUAAUGCAACCAGUUAUACAUUCUGUCACGAUGGUAUUGAAACUCCUGUCCUAGGUCCUCCUUCCUCCAGAAUAGGAGUUUACCUUGACCACAGAGCUGGUAUUCUGUCCUUCUACAGCGUCUCUGAGACCAUGACCCUCCUCCACACAGUCCAGACCACCUUCACUGACCUGCUCUACGCUGGACUUUGGCUUUCACGCUCUAGUGGAACAACUGCCAAGAUCCUCCACAUUAAAUAGAGCAGUGAAACUGUGAGCAUGUGUUGGCAUGUGGGACUGUGCAUUAAAACAGAGGUUCCCAACACAGAUCCUGGGGCCCACCACGGUCCUGGGGCCCACCACGAUCCUGCACAUCUCAAACCUCCAGGACACCGACCCUAGGGGACCAGGGUUAAGCAACACUGCAUCAGAGGGCCAACGAUUCUUCCUGCAUCACUGGAAUAAACCUUGACACAAACACAACAGAUGGAGGAACUAUUCUGAAUUUAGAAAUGGGAAUGUUUUAAAAUCCGUAACAAAGAAACAAAAAAACAGACUCCAUAGAACGAUAGAGGAAGGUGUUUCCAUCCUGAAAUGUCAACAGCAUUGCAGUUAUACUUAAUUUAAUAGAAGCAGUUAUUGUAUCAUAUAUUAGUUUAUGUUAUAGAAUUAUGUUAGCUUUAACACAGUUCCCUUCUUCAUAAUCAACAACAUUUAAAUGGUUCAGUAAAGUUAAUAGUGGUUUAUAUUUGCUCUGGUGGAUCAUUAUAGGCUUGACUUUUUUUUUUAGCUCAAGCUGAAAUGUGAAAAUCUGAUUUAUAUUAGGGCUGGGACUCGAUUAAAAAAAUGUAUCGAAUUAAUUACAGGCUUUGUAAUUAAUCGCAAUUUGAUCGCAUAUCAAUUUUAGACUUGAGAACAAUGAGAUUUCCUUUUUUUGUUUGUUUCAAAUGGAUUUUUGUAUACGAGUGAAUGAUUGACUAGUGAAAACAUAUGUUCAAUUUAUGAAACAGUUUAUUUUUGUCAAGGUGGUGCUUCACCAAGAACAAAUCAGUGCAAUUUGCUAUAAAGUGCAGUAAAUUAAAUAUAUGCAGUAUGCACAUUGAAUGAGAGAGGUAGCCUAUAGUCAAGGACCUUCUGUAAACACUUAAAUAUAACAAAAUACUUUCAACUGUUUCAAGUACAUUCCAGAACAUGGAAACACAUUAGAAAACAGAGCACCUGUCUGUAACUUCAGAGGCCUGAGCAGAGAUUUAACAAAUAGAUUUUUUUUUCAGAAGAACACCUGUCUGUUGCUCUAGAGGCCUGAACCUAGAUAAAGCAAAUAGCAAUAUUUCACUCAGUUGUCUGUUUCCUUUAAUCCUCAAAAUCCUCCAGUUAAGAGUCACAGCUCGUCAUUGACGAAUUGUAGUGGCAAAAAUCUAAUGAUAAGUUUUCCUUGUUUCUUUACUUGCCACAUGGAAAGGCUUAAGCAGUGUGUCAGACUCCCAGCUGUCCUUUAAAUAAAUCCAAAGACCGUUGUGAUUUCCUGAUGCUUAGAAUUUAUUGUUAAAAUAACAAACUUUAAAUAAAGAUGAAAUUAGAGUCCUUGAGUUUUAACAGUGGUUGUCAGAGGGUUUUAUUCCCAGGGUCGGCGCCAGAGCAAAUAUUCCGAGGGGGCACGAGGCUUAUUAGGGCGGGCACCAAAUCAGGCAUGUAGGACAGCAUUUUAAGGAAAAAAGUGCAUUCUCACUGCUUUCCUAUUAAUAAUCUGUCUAAAACAGCCUUUCUCAACCUUUUUUCAGUCAUGACACCUUUCAAAAGUGAAUAAAAUCUCACGACACCCCAGAGUAAAAAUAUCAUUAAAUACCGCACUGCAUCGCUCUGAUUGUAAAUGCAUAAGUCCCAUUUAUUUUGUAUCAAUAACUUGAACACGAUAACUGCACCAGAGUUAAAAAGCGUGCAUUUCCGAGGCGCCGCAUGGCACAGAAAGUGACUCUGACAGCGAGGAAUUUCGGACUGGCACAGCUGAUUUAGCAGAGCUCUUUAAUGCAGAAACAGAGGAUGAAGACUUCGAUGGGUUUGAUUAAUGUAAAAACUGAAAUAAAGUACAAUCAACAAAGUUUUACUCCCGCUCUCUUUUUAAAUAGGCACACUUGUGUGCUUGUGUGUGUGUUCUGCGGCGCGCGCGUGUGUGUGUUUUCGGUCGGUGCGCCGUGUGUGUGUUUUAAAUACAGAAAUGA